AUCAGCAGUGUAAAAGAUAGUACGUAGCUUUAGCGUAAUUACUUUUCAAUGCUAGCUCAAGGCAAGCAGGCAGGGUGUUUGUUCAAAACCACAACCGGGGAACCAAGCACAAGUCUGCUGUAAGGUUUCUGCAGAGAAAAAACAACCGAGCUUUACUGCAACUCGUUUUCAUAAUUCAGCAUCAUCGUGACAGCUAGGUCGCCGAUGAAAAAACAUAAGUAGGAACAUUAUCCCGCCGAUGAGAACGUUUGGACGACUUCGCCCAUUAAUUUGAACACAGAGUGUGCUUUUACAAACAUUUAUUCAAAACUAACCACUUACCAAAACAAUGUCGGACGGAACAGCGGGACAGAAAUGAAUUCGAAAUUGGUCUCAUUAAGAAAAUCUGCUGCGUUAAAAACAAAGCGCUUGCACGGUCUACGUAGGAGGUUAAUUACUCCGUGUUAAGUCAACACCGCAGCCAGAUCGAACAGCCAGGGAAUCCGUUUGAUAAAUAAUCCCAUGGAAUAACUUUACUCAACUAAAACAAAGUGAAUACGGGCGUCGAGCUAGGGUUACCCGCUUUAGAUACAUAGAGCCCACAGCUGGGCAUUGACAUUACAAAACUGGAUAUUUUACUGCGCAUCGACAUUACUGGCUUCGAGGUCUCCAGAUAGCAGACGUUUUGAAAGGCGAAAUACCAAGAGGGAGAACGUUCUUGUUAAGCUGAACAAGCACAACGUGAUUCGGUACGGCCAUAGAGCAGAUUUCAACGGCAAAAUAAUAGGUGACGUGUUGGGCCCGACAGCCAGGGAAAGACAGAUACAGAGGACAUAGUUGCAAGGGAAUUUUGUCGAAGAGCAUGUGGGUGCAUGUUAUUCUUUGUGAUGUACAUGAAAACGCAUCAUUUGGAAAGCCGUGACAUCAGCCUUUGACAUAUCGCAUUAUAACUGUAUCUCUGUUUCAUAGGUUGUUUAGAGGGAAAAUUCAUUAAUGGUAAUUCGACGGCAAAAUUUUGGGAGAACAAUUGCCUAAGAAGAGGCAGUGAUAAUCUUUGGCUGAUGGAAAGUCUUUAUCCGACUGUUUGAAUACGAUAUAUAGGUACAGGAGUGGUAAAUCUUGUUGACACGUGUAGGUGCUAUUGACGUUUUCUCUGUAAUCAAGGACCUGAAUUUCGGAGCGAAGUCAGGGAAUCGAAUGUGAUCCAUCACCGUAGGUCAUCGGUCCCGGUUCAUUAUAUCAUGGAUAAUUAAUCUGUUAACGUUGAAAAAAGAGAAAGAUGCAGAGAAAACCCGGAGCUUCGUUUACGAUAGACGCCUUAAUUGCACCUACGUCGCCCUCCACGACGUCUACGCAACCCGCCAUAAGCGACGGCACAGACGCACAAAGCGCACGUCUGUCAACGCAUUUCCCGCUACUGUAUGGGGGCUAUCUCUCUCACCCCGGGCUUACAGGGACAGCGUCCGACGGUCUCUGCGGCGGACAUGUAUCACCAGGAACCGUGUCGCUAGCUGGGUCCAUUUAUAGGCCGUAUGACAGUGAAAGCAGGUUUCACCUCGCGACGCCGGCAGUGACUCGCUCGGGCCCCGUAACGACGAGCGAGGACCAAGGCAGGUAUCUUCACACGUCUUCCAAGUCGGCGUUUACGUUCACGCUACGAGGUUUGACCUCCAGCGUUGCUGCGUCGUCGGCGCUGGCGUUGUCAACGUCCACCACGGUGCAUGCGUCCCAAACCAGUGUGACUUGCCCAGGAACUUCCGUUGAGUUGACAAAACCAGAGUUUCCCGACGCUGGUAUAUUCAGAAGACACAACGCAGGCGAAUCCGAGAGUUACUGCUCAAGUGCUCGCCUAGUGUGCAACAAGACUCCGGACUCGACCACCAGAGACGAUAUUGACGCCGAUGUCAGCAAUGGGAAGGUUGCAGUGAUGGAAGACGGGAAUGAAAGCGAGACCGGAACGAGCGACAGCGGAAAUGGUGAUGAGCCUUCUGGGAAGGGCGAAAAGACUAGACGGCGGAGGACAGCAUUUACCAGCGAACAACUCUUAGAACUUGAAAAAGAAUUCCACAGCAAAAAAUAUCUGUCACUGACUGAGCGCUCACAGAUAGCACAGACACUGAAACUUAGUGAAGUGCAGGUUAAAAUAUGGUUUCAGAACCGUAGAGCGAAGUGGAAAAGGGUUAAGGCGGGACUUCCUCAAAGGGUUAAAAGUGGUGUUGAGACACCUCAACCGAGCAUGCGCAGACCGAAGAUCGUGGUGCCUAUUCCCAUUCACGUGAAUAGAGUAGCAAUUCGAAGCCAGCACCAACAGCUGGAGAAGACUAUGAAAGCUUUGCAGCAUCAUUAACCAUUGUUUCGUGUUUGGGGUUUAAAGCCGAUAUGAAAUAUUAUAAAAAUGAUAUUAAAUAAUAUAACGCUUGUUUUUUAAUACAGCGUAGGCUUAAGUCUGGAUGGGUUAGAAUAAACCACUGGAUGACAUGGGAAUCGACACAUUAUAAUCAUCUGAUUAUAUCAAAUAUUUGAAACAUUGGAAAGGAUAAACUGGUAUUUUGCUAGAGUAAGUAGGCCUACCUGUAGGCCUACAUGUACACCUAUAUUUAGAAUAAUAAGCAAUAUUCACGAGGGGUGACAGUUUCUCAGCCGAUUUCUCUCAAAUCACUAAGAAUGAUAACCAUGAAUCUGUGCUAUACAUUAGCUGGUGUUAUAAUAGGACUAAUGAACUCUUGUUAAUUGUGCUGUAAAUAGAUGUGCAAGGACUUUAUUUGGUGCGUUGUGAAAGUAGUCACAUAGAAAAUUGGUGUGCGUAGCAGCGAGAAGCUAUAGAGAGAAACCCAUUCAAUUUAUUACAGGUGUAGUAUUCGGGGCCAUGAAAAAAGGCAAUUUGGUCAGUAAAUAUAUUACAAAGGUACUCUAUGUGUCCUUUUUUGGGUACAGUGCAAUUUGUCUAAACGGAAAUAGUGCC
Molecule: messenger RNA, 2941 nt
Organism: Lingula anatina
Lineage: Eukaryota; Metazoa; Brachiopoda; Lingulata; Lingulida; Lingulidae
Product: homeobox protein GBX-2-like
Source: RefSeq, a predicted model, not a curated record